Messenger RNA from Entelurus aequoreus (snake pipefish), 3968 nucleotides. It is a transcript of the gene rhoab, whose product is annotated as ras homolog gene family, member Ab. Lineage: Eukaryota; Metazoa; Chordata; Actinopteri; Syngnathiformes; Syngnathidae. Gene Ontology annotation, cellular component: dendritic spine; cleavage furrow. Gene Ontology annotation, molecular function: GTPase activity; GTP binding. Bases 148 to 729 code for a protein of 193 amino acids. Gene Ontology annotation, biological process: cell migration; small GTPase-mediated signal transduction; stress fiber assembly. The transcript is spliced from 5 exons. The record is from RefSeq and is a predicted model, not a curated record.
ACCCCUCCCCCGAGUUCCCAACCCUCGCCGGCGCGCUCCCGCCAAGCAACGCACUCGCGUCUCCGAGACUGAGCGAGGCUGGUGGCUGACAUCAGCGAGAGACUCUCCUCCGCCGAAUACGCGACUCUGUCCUCACAAACCGCAGGAAUGGCAGCCAUCCGUAAGAAGCUGGUGAUAGUCGGUGAUGGAGCUUGCGGGAAGACCUGCCUCCUGAUCGUCUUUAGCAAGGACCAGUUCCCCGAGGUGUAUGUCCCCACUGUGUUUGAGAACUAUGUGGCUGACAUAGAGGUGGACAGCAAACAGGUGGAAUUGGCACUUUGGGACACCGCUGGCCAGGAGGACUAUGACAGACUCCGACCUCUCUCUUAUCCAGACACUGACGUCAUUCUCAUGUGCUUUUCCAUAGACAGCCCUGACAGCUUGGAAAACAUUCCAGAGAAGUGGACACCUGAAGUGAAACAUUUCUGCCCCAACGUUCCCAUUAUCCUGGUGGGGAACAAGAAAGACCUGCGCAAUGACGAGCACACACGCCGCGAGCUGGCUAAGAUGAAGCAGGAGCCCGUCAAGUCCGAGGAGGGCCGGGAAAUGGCGGUGCGGAUCGCAGCGUUCGGCUACAUGGAGUGCUCCGCCAAGACCAAGGACGGCGUGCGGGAGGUGUUUGAGAUGGCCACAAGGGCGGCGCUGCAGGCUCGCCGCGGGAAGAGCCACAGCAAAUGUGCACUGCUGUAACGCGGCGCACGUCCUGGGACUUGUUCCAACCUGGCUUCGUUGUACCCUGCGGCCUGGGACUCGGGAGGGAACGGAGGAAUCACUCGGCGGGUGUUGGAGGACUGAAAUGACCCUGGGACUUUCGGUUCAGGACGCCUUGAAUGGGGGGGUGGGGGGGUGGGGGGAAUGUAAACCAUUGGACUUUUAAUUUGUGGGCUUUCCACAAGAAGUGUGACGUGAACAGCGGCCACCCAGCUUGUCCCUCGCCCCGCCCACUCCUCUCGGCCCACGGACCUCAUUAAGAGAUCCUUGCCUAAAAUCUCGCGGUCCGUCCCUGUUUGGACGUUCCGCCGACUGUGUUGUGUUUUGAUGACAAGGUUAGUUCCUCCCUGGGUGACUCGACAGGUCAAGGUGGUCACAAGGACUUGUUAGCCCAACACAUUCAAGUCAGUUUGCCAGCCCAAGCGGACAAAUUCAUGGUAAGGUCAGGACGUGUUCGGGGUCACGCCUGCAGUUUUUAUACAAGAUCUCUCUUGAAACCUUUACCCAGACUUCCCUGCCCCCCCCCAGGGUCUUACGGUUGCUGCUCACAUGUCACUGAGGCUAAUCCUGUGCUUACAGACGCUCAGCAGGUACGUGCACCGAGCCCUCGGCUUAUUCUUCCAUCUUCCGAUCAAGCGGAAUAUUAGUAUAUAUAACGCCUCCGUUCAAUAUGAAACAAUCAGGACUUAAAGGCUACUUCAUCAAUACCCGCCCCAGUCCUCCCUCCUGUCCCAGGACCAAGAAGAGUACCGUAUUUUUCGGACUAAGGAGUAUAAGUCGCACCGGCCGAAAAUGCAUAAUAAAGAAGGAAAAAAACAUAUAUAAGUCGCAUUGGAGUAUAAGUCGCAUUUUUGGGGGAAAUUUAUUUGAUAGAACCCAACACCAAGAAUAGACAUUUGAAAGGCAAUUUAAAAUAAAUAAAGAAUAGUGAACAACAGGCUGAAUAAGUGUAUGUUAUAUGAGGCAUAAAUAACCAACUGAGAACGUGCCUGGUAUGUUAACGUAACAUAUUAUGGUAAGAGUCAUUCAAAUAACUAUAACAUAUAGAACAUGCUAUAACAGGGGUCACCAACCUUUUUGAAAGCAAGAGCUACUUCUUGGGUACUGAUUAAUGCGAAGGGCUACCAGUUUGAUACACACUUCAAUAAAUUGCCAGAAAUAGCCAAUUUGCUCAAUUUACCUUUAACUCUAUGUUAUUAUUAAUAAUUAAUGUUAUUUACACUUAAUUGAAUGGUUUAAAAGAGGAGAAAACACGGAAAAAAAUGACAAUUCAAUUUUUAAACAUAGUUUAUCUUCAAUUUCGACUCUUUAAAAUUCAAAAUUCAACCGAAAAAAAGAAGAGAAAAACUAGCUAAUUCGAAUCUUUUUGAAAAAAUUAAAAAAAUAAUUUAUGGAACAUCAUUAGUAAUUUUUCCUGAUUAAGAUUAAUUUUAGAAUUUUGAUGACAUAUUUUAAAUAGGUUAAAAUCCAAUCUACACUUUGUUAGAAUAUAUAACAAAUUGGACCAAGCUAUAUUUCUAACAAAGACAAAUCAUUAUUUCUUCUAGAUUUUCCAGAACAAAAAUUUUAAAAGAAAUUCAAAAGACUUUGAAAUAAGAUUUAAAUUUGAUUCUACAGAUUUUCUAGAUUUGCCAGAAUAUUUUUUUUGAAUUUUAAUCAUAAUAAGUUUAAAGAAAUAUUUCACAAAUAUUCUUCGUCGAAAAACCAGAAGCUAAAAUGAAGAAUUAAAUUAAAAUGUAUUUAUUAUUCUUUACAAUAAAAAAAAUAAAUUUACUUGAACAUUGAUUUAAAUUGUCAGGAAAGAAGAGGAAGGAAUUUAAAAGGUAAAAAGGUAUAUGUGUUUAAAAAUCCUAAAAUCAUUUUUAAGGUUGUAUUUUUUCUCUAAUAUUGUCUUUCUGAAAGUUAUAAGAAGCAAAGUAAAAAAAAUAAUGAAUUUAUUUAAACAAGUGAAGACCAAGUCUUUAAAAUAUUUUCUUGGAUUUUCAAAUUUUAUUUGAGUUUUGUCUCUCUUAGAAUUAAAAAUGUCGAGCAAAGCAAGACCAGCUUGCUAGUAAAUAAAUAAAAUGUAAAAAAUAGAGGCAGCUCACUGGUAAGUGCUGCUAUUUGAGCUAUUUUUAGAACAGGCCAGCGGGCGACUCAUCUGGUCCUUACGGGCUACCUGGUGCCCGCGGGCACCGCGUUGGUGACCCCUGUGCUAUACGUUUACCAAACAAUCUGUCACUCCUAAUCGCUAAAUCCCAUGAAAUCUUACACGUCUAGUCCAGGGGUCGGCAACCCAAAAUGUUGAAAGAGCCAUAUUGGACCAAAAAAACAAAAACAAAUCUGUCUUGAGCCGCAAAAAAUUAAAAGCCAUAUUACAUGUGUCAUGAGAUAUAAAUUUAAUUAAGAGGACUUAAAGGAAACUAAAUGACCUCGAAUAUAGCUACAAAUGAGUCAUAAUGAUGCAAUAUGUACAUAUCGCUAGCCUAAAUAGCAUGUUAGCAUCGAUUAGCUUACAGUCAUGCAGUGACCAAAUAUGUCUGAUUAGCACUCCACACAAGUCAAUAACAUCAACAAAACUCACCUUUGUGCACUCAUGCACAACGUUAAAAGUGUGGUGGACAAAAUGAGACAGAAAAAGAAGUGGCAUAAAACACGUCCUAGAAAGUCGGAGAAAGUUAUACAUGUAAACAAACUAUACGGUGAGUUCAAGGACCGCCAAAAUUAGUAGGACAAAACAGCGUUCGCCAAAUACUCGAAUCAGUGAAGCAUGUUUAAUAUAAACAGUGUGAUUUAUAACAAUUAGGGAGGUUUGUGUCAUGUUUGUCCUACAGAAACCAUAUUAAAACAAAAAAAUAGAGUUUUUUCCCCCUCAUCUUUUUCCAUUCUUCAUACAUUUUUGAAAAAUCUCCAGAGAGCCACUAGGGGGGCGCUAAAGAGCCGCAUGCGGCUCUAGAGCCGCGGGUUGCCGACCCCUGGUCUAGUCUCUUACGUGAAUGAGCUAAAUAAUAUUAUUUGAUAUUUUACGCUAACGUGUUAAUAAUUUCACACAUAAGUCGCUCCUGAGUAUAAGUCGCACCCGCGGCCAAACUAUGGGAAAAAACUGCGACUUAUAGUCCGAAAAAUACGGUAUUUCACUUCCAUGCACACCCUUAUUCACUCCAGCCUGGAGGAACCCCUUUUUUUAACUUCUCCAAAUAUUGAGUACCCGCUUACUUUUGAAGGUAUUUUCAAUUUUU